Phaeodactylum tricornutum CCAP 1055/1 is the source of this 1289-nucleotide messenger RNA. RefSeq lists its product with no specific name. The coding region runs from base 147 to 1289 and encodes 380 amino acids. The transcript has a single exon. The record is from RefSeq and is a predicted model, not a curated record. NCBI's taxonomy places the organism in Eukaryota, Bacillariophyta, Bacillariophyceae, Surirellales, Neidiaceae.
CGAACUGUAACAUGUAAGAGGUGAAAGCAUUGUUUACAGUCAUCCUCCACGAUUAAUCGAGCAACAGAAGAUUUAGCUUUUUAUCGAAAAGAACCAAUUGAGGAUCCAAGUGCCAUAAAGAUCUCAGCUGUACUGCUUCUUUGACUAUGAGACCGACGAUUCUACGGAACGAGGUCGACGAUGUGGUUGAUGCCAUCUCAGGCAUUGAACCAUCCUUUUCAGUUGCUCCAGAAUCCAUUGAAAAGGCCAAGGAGCAACUCCGAGUUUUGAACGUGCGAGUACCAAUGGGGAAGCUCGGCAAGGGCGACCAGGGGAAAGGUCGAGCCGCAGUCGUUUUGGAUUACAUUUUGCUAAAAGUGGGUACGCAGCGUCUUCCAAUAAAAAAAUUGGCACAGGCGGCUGGUUUAAAAGUUCCAGCGAUGGAGCAACUCCAACGUCUAGCAGGAAAUUAUCUUCAGAACCAGUACCAGGCCCCAGGUGCAAAACGCGGUCUUGAGCGGGAGGAUACGCUCUCUUCUGCUUCGUUGGCCAAGCGUCGAACUGCUCGCACCACUCGUCCAGACUACGUCGACCAUGGGGAAUGGGCAAGUACUAUUCCAGAUCUAGCAAUUCGACUAGCCGCCUAUGUGGUAGAUCCGUACGGGUCUGUAAAAGAAGCUACUAGCCUUCUGCAAGACAUAAAAAAUUACAUUGGAUCGCUAUCAAUUUAUGAACGCCGCGGUUAUCUUUACGACAUGAAUCGCUACAGGGCGGCGUACGAGGCAGCUGCCUUUUUCUUUGUUGCCCAGAGGGAUGCUAAAGCUUUUCAACGAAACGGUCCAUCGAAAAAAGGAGGGGAAGACGAUGAAUACGUUUCUUUUGAUCUCCAAGAUUUGCUUACGGCAUCGAAUAAGUUUACAUUCUUGGAGCUGAAGCAGGUGCUGCCACACGUGCAGCAGCUAGCGCAAACGCUGGAACAGAAGCGUACUGAAGCUUCGUCUGGAACAAAGAAGAUUUCAGACAAGUACCCAACCAAAUUUAAGAGAGCUUCGAAAAAAAUAAAGGCAGAUCAUGAAGAGGAUCUGGAGCAGAACGCUAAAGCCAGAGCCAUGGUUGAAGCUGAACUUGUAUCAGGGGACAAGGCCGAGGUCUUUGAAGAGUGGAAAAAGAAAGUCCUGGAAUCGGCUUGCGAGUCGGUCAGGAAAGAAGCAGGCGAUACUGGUGUACCGGAAUUAAGUAUUCUUGCUCAAGCUGCUGACGCUGCGCUGGCAAGACAUGGAAUUUCCAUACCUGAGACGCAUGAGCAAUGA